AUGGGCCCCACCGAAGGUGACGGUGGGCUUGGCGCGCGUGCCGAUGCGCAGGGUGCGGCGCACGACGUGCCUGCGGAUUUUGAGUACACAUUUGACGUGGAGCAGGAUACGGACUGUGUUGAGAAUGAGCUGGACGAGUUUUAUGCGUACGUCGAAGCGCCGCUGUUUGUGGAAAACUACGAGCGCUGGAUGGCGUGGUGCACACAAAAAUGGGCGCAGCUCAACGUGCGCACGCAAGAUGGCCAGUCUGCCGAGCCUGGCGCAUGGGCGGCAUUGGCGCCGCGGACGCGGAGGCAAAUUUUGCAGCGCCUCGUGUCGUCAUUGGACUUGAGCGAUGCGUCGUCGCGACUCGAUGCGUCGCGCGCGCUUUUAUACCACCUGCAAGGCUCGUACAAUGCUGCAUGCAGUGAAGCAGAACAGCUGCAGUGGAUCAAGGAGAAUGCAGGCACAGUGUUUGAUCUCGGCGGUGUGGACGAUAUCUAUGCUGCGCUCAAACGCGCGUGCUGGAAGUUUGGAUGGUUCAGCGCCCUGCCCGACUACAUGCCUGGGCAAGAAGAAGGGAAAGAGCCGCUGCUUACCCCCAACGUCAAGACCGAGUAUUUGGAAGAAAUCAAUGUGGAAAUCACGAUUUGUUUUGCGCUGCUCUACUCCAUCCUGCAAGUGAUGCACGGGAAUUUUGACCUGAGCGACGCGCUCAUGGCGCUCGAUCCUCCAUUGCCCGUGUACAUGUAUACCUUGGUCGCGAAUCUGCGUGAGAAGAGCAUCAAAGGGUUUCCUGUAAAGAAAAUGGUGCUGCUAUUGUGGAAAUCGCUGCUUGCCACGCUCGGUGGUGCUGGCGAUAUUGCGCGGUGCAAGCGUCUCGCACGCGAGCGCGACGGGCUCGGCGCGAUGCAAAAGACAGAGCAGCGCACACCUGCCACACCGGACGACAUACGCCUGUUCCGCCAAGAGCUUUCGGCCAAAUACCCCACACUUGUUCUUCCCCACGGCAUGCGCCGCAUUGUGGGCGCAGAGCAGCUUGCGCAAGCGACACAGCCCUUGCCCAUGGCGCACGAAAAGCCCGACAAAGACAUGGUGCUUCCAGAGAUGCACAAUACCGAGCGCACUGCCUUUACGCUCAACACGCAAAUGCGCACCAACAAGCAAAAGUUCCAAACGGACCAGCGGCGCCCAUUUGUGCUGCCCUACUCGGCGCAGAUGCACCAGGGCACUACGGUCCCAGAGAGCAUCCAAGAAGCCCUUGGUCUUUUCCAGGAGCACUUGCACAUCGACACUGCGGUGUGGCAGACGUGUACGGUGCGCGAGGAAUACCUUGCGAGGCUGCAAGGCGCGGAGGAUGUGCCUGGAUGUGCCGAGGCGCAAAAAGAGCGCGGGCGUGCCAAGGCAACCCAGGCCCUCGACACCAUCCUCGCCGAGAUGCAUCUUUCCUCGUCGCCGAGCAGCGCUACUGCGCAGCGUGCCCAAGAUACCAAACGAUUGCAAUGGGUAGAUACGCUCUACGGUGCGAUCCUUCCUGAGCUGCAAAGCGCCGUGAUUGUGCUUUUGAAGCUGAUCCUUGCGACCACAACGUCUGGCGGCACAAACAGCGCAUAUACGCGCGCGGUUGCCGAAGGAGUCCCUUCGGAAAAAGCGCCGGACCCCACGCUGGAAGACAUGGAUAUCGUGCGGCACCGCGAAAUUUUCAACAAAGGAAUCAGCUCUGUGCUUCUUCUCACGCUGCGGUGGUUCAAAGCGAGCCACGCACUGAAAUACGAGUACCUUGCCCAGGUCAUGCUCGACUCUAACGUCCUUCUCCUCAUUUUGAAAAUCUUUGGGCUCCAGGAAGUGAGCCAAUUUGUGCGCUGGCGGAGCGAGGUGCCUGAAUUCGGCAUGUUUUCCUUUUGCCGCAUGGUGCAUGUGGACAAUGUGCCGCCAGCGUCACCACACGACAUCCUUGCAAACGCAACGUUGCGGCUUGGGGAUGUAUGGAGCGAGUACAAGGAUGUGGACCGGAUCACACAUGGCCAGAGCAUCGCUGGCCCCCACCCCCACGAAACGGCCUACUCCUGGCGCAACUUUGCCACGACUUUCCGCCUCACCCAGAUCCUGCACAAGGUCACGAAGCGCAAAGUGCACCGGAUCCUCUUGCUCGUCCAGUACAAGAGCUCGGCGAUUUUGAAGCGCACGCUGAAAAUCAAGCACCGCCGGCUGCACCAAUACGUUUUGCGGCUGAUCAAGAGCCAAGUGCCGUACUGCGGGCGCAAAUGGCGCCAGUCGAACAUGCGCACCAUCACCCAAAUCUAUCUCUUGUGCAAGCCCGUGCUGCGCGACGACUGGCUCGGCAGCGGCGACGUCGACGCAGAGAUCGAUUCAUCGCUGCCCGCGGAGCAAACCCUGCGCACCUUGAUCCAGUUUUACAACCAGGCAUAUUUCUCCGUGCGCACGUCGAUUGCGGGGGCGAGCGGAAUUGCAGAGGAGGCGGAGAGCAGUGCGCUUGCUGCAGACGCUGCAGCGAAGCAGUCUGCCCGUACGGAGCGCACGCUGGGCGCAGGUCACGAUUCUGCCUCGGUGAUUUUCGAGCGUGAUGCGUUUCCGCUGCGCAGCCAUGCCGGCGCCUCCAGCACGCCCGGGCGCUACAUUUCCGCCAUUCCGCUGGAGGGGUAUUUGGAUGCGUACGAGGAUGUAUUUAGCGAAAUGUUCGGCGAAAUUGGCGACGCACUGGACAUGCUUACGCAGGAGUCGCCUCUGAGCCACGGCCAAGACGACGGCACGGACAAUGCACAAGGCGACGGCGGAUCGGACGGCGCUAUGCACGGCGACGAGAACUGCAAUAACUGGGAGCACAUGAGCCCUAGAGAAAUGCAGCUCCUUCUCUCCCCGAGCGGCGAGCGUGUACACAGCCGCCCAUCUUCGCGCUCGAACUCCAUGUCGCACGAGCGGCGCGUAAAUUCGAACCCCGCGCAAGGGCGCCCCUUGCUGCACUGGAACAUGGAAGAUUUGGUCGAGGACGCGAUCGAGAACAGUGAGGCGACCGCAGCGCGCCCCGCGACGCCGCUGCAGCCCGUUCCCGCGGCACCGCGCACGCCGCCGCAGCCGGGCGGGAUUGAUGAAGUAGAACACUUGUUCGGUGCAUAG
Malassezia vespertilionis is the source of this 3114-nucleotide messenger RNA. It is a transcript of the gene FAR11, whose product is annotated as Factor arrest protein 11. NCBI's taxonomy places the organism in Eukaryota, Fungi, Basidiomycota, Malasseziomycetes, Malasseziales, Malasseziaceae. The record is from RefSeq and is a predicted model, not a curated record. The coding region runs from base 1 to 3114 and encodes 1037 amino acids. Gene Ontology annotation, biological process: cytoskeleton organization. Gene Ontology annotation, cellular component: cytosol. The transcript has a single exon.